AUGGUCUCCAGAACUGUGAGUGACACGUGUUCUCAGACCUGGUCAACAGCUGGAGUUCGUGCUGUGCUAAGACCAGAUUGUUCAGUGUUGAAACCAGUUGGAGUUGUGAUGAUAUUUGCUGAUGCUCUGUUGAGACCAGCUGGAACUGUGAUGAUGGUGCUGGUGGCGGUUGGCGUCUUAGGGGCAACCCUAGCCGGUCCUGUGGCAGCCCCCGGAGGGACCAGCUACAGUGUCAGUAGCUCUGGAUAUGGUGGCUACGGUGGAUAUGGUGGCUACGGUGGAUAUGGUGGUUAUAGCAGCGGAUAUAACAACGGUUAUGGAGGAUAUGGCCGAUUUGGUGGUUUUGGUGGAUAUCGAGGAGGAUAUGGCAGCCCUUUUGGUGGAUAUGGAGGUCCAUAUGGACGAUUAGGUGGACAUGGUGGCUUCGGCGGAUAUGGGUAUGCAAGAGGAUACGAUGGUGGAUACGGAUAUGGACGUGGAUACGGCCACUGA
Messenger RNA from Procambarus clarkii (red swamp crayfish), 492 nucleotides. The record is from RefSeq and is a predicted model, not a curated record. NCBI's taxonomy places the organism in Eukaryota, Metazoa, Arthropoda, Malacostraca, Decapoda, Cambaridae.